Molecule: messenger RNA, 1866 nt
Organism: Salvia hispanica
Lineage: Eukaryota; Viridiplantae; Streptophyta; Magnoliopsida; Lamiales; Lamiaceae
Source: RefSeq, a predicted model, not a curated record
AGUACACUCCCUCCACACACACUAUUCAGUUUUGAGAAGAAGGGUAUCUCCAAACCCUAGCUUCCCCACAUUCCUCUCUCUCUCUCUCCGUUUCCGCUCAUGCUUCCGCAUUUUCACUCGGCGUUGUUUCGCUGAUCUGUAUUUUGAGAUUUGAUCUGAUCUCGCGUCGGAUUUUGAUUUGAAUUUUUUUUGUCCUUGAUUCGUGCGCUGUGGUUUGCGGAAUCGUUGCAUGUUAGCCGGAGAUGGCGUCUGCGUGCGUGAAUAACAUCGGAAUGUCGCCGGAGAAUUUCCUCGACUGUCCUCCGGCGGCGUUCCCGUCGUACGGCUGGCUGAGCCCGAGGAUUUCCUUCAGCCGCGAGUUUCCCGACGAGGAAGCCUCGAAAGGCGCGGCGAAUCGGUCGUCGCCGAAGCGCCUGCCGAUGGCGGAGGAGGAGAAGCUGGAGGAGCCAGAUCCGGAGGUCUCCAGCAAGGAUUUCGUCGAUUUCGAGUUCCGCCUCGAAGAUCCGGUGGCGAUGCUCCCCGCCGAUGAGCUUUUCGCCGACGGAAAACUCGUGCCGCUCCACCUCUCCUCCAUCCGCCACUCGAUGACGUCGGUUCCGGCGUUUUCCGAAGCCAGAUCUCCGGAUACGCCGAGCUACCGGCGGAGGAAUGAGAUAUCGUCGAGAGAUCCGUAUUUGUUUUCUCCCAAGGCGCCUCGGUGCUCGAGCCGGUGGAAGGAGCUUCUCGGCUUGAAGAAGCUGUACCAGAACAGCAAUUUGAAGCAGGAGGAUCCGAGAACGGCGUCGUCUCUAUCCUCGAAUAGCAACAACAGAAACUCCUCCAGAGGCCUCAAGAACUUGCUUCAACGCAGCUCCAAGUCGUCAUUGAAUACAUCCAUCGAUUCAUCCUUAAAUCAACCGCUCUUAAAGGACUCUGACAACGAAUCAAUAUCCAUCUCGUCCAGGCUCUCUCUCUCAUCGUCCUCCUCUGGCCACGAGCACGACGAUCUCCCUCGCCUCUCGCUCGAUUCAGAAAAACCUAGCCGCAACGCUCAUCAAUCCACCGCCAGCAAUCUCGCCAGAGUCCGAUUGUCCAAGUAUAAAUCGGCGGCAAUGUCAUCGGAAAACCGCACGGCGCCGUGUCGGUCCAGCCGCAGCCCGAUGCGAAGAGCUCCUGAAAUCGUCGUUCCAGUCCGCGGCGUUUCCGUCGACAGUCCUCGGAUGAACUCCUCCGGCAAAAUCGUGUUCCACAGCUUGGAGAGAAGCUCCAGCAGCCCAAGCACCUUCAACGGCGGGCCGAGACACAAGCAUCGAGGAAUGGAGCGGUCGUAUUCCGCCAACGUCCGCGUCACUCCCGUCCUCAACGUGCCGGUGUGCUCCCUCCGCGGCUCCUCCAAAUCCGUCGUUUUCGGUUUUCCAUUGUUCGCUUCGCAACCGAGGAAAGAAACCGGCGGCGGCGGUAGCAGCGCUGGGAACAGAAGUCAGUAUAGUCACAGCAAGAACCGCACAGAUCGAACUUGAGAGAGAGGAAUCAGAAUCAGAAUCAGGCUUAGAGUUUUUGUUUUUUGGGUAAUGCUAAACCUUCCGCUUACUCUUUUUUCCCCCUUUCUUCGAAUAAUUGGGAGUUUGAGGUUCAGCAUUACGUUCUCUCUGAAUGAAGGUUCGUUUUCCAAUUGAUUUUUUCCUUUCCUUGACAAAAUUUCAAUAGUAUUAUGUACAUAAGUAAAAUUCCGGUGAGUUUGUUGUUGUUGGUGCUAACUCUCAUUAUUCGAAAAGCAAAAUAUUCUCGGCCUUGUCUGUAACGAGAUUUGUUUGGAGAUGAGGUUCUCUUUUUCAUCAUAUCUGCUUUUGAUUACCGGAAAGUUAAAUGGAAUCUCUGUUUUUUCUA